AACACUAGACUUCCAAAAAUCAAAACUUUAGGGUUUCAGAGCAAACUCUGUCUUCUUCAAGCCGAGAGCGAAAACCCUAAGCUCAAUUCCGAUUUUGCAACUAUGAGUCGUUCAGGUACAUGGAUAAGAAGCUCCAAAGUAAGUUCAAUAUCUUCAUCUUCUUUUAUCGAUAGUUAGGGAACUUCAGUUUUGUAUAACACAUUAGCUGAGAUGUGAUUGCAACUUUAUUCUGUGAAUCGAACUGGAUUUGGUAUUACUGAUUUUAGUUAUAGUGUCUAGAAUCGAACUCAAAGUAGUUUUUUUUUGGUGAUUGUGUUUUGAUUUUAGCAAAGAGUGGAUUUUUUCUUGAUGUGUUGAGAUUGAUGAAUUGUAUUUGAAAUGCAGUCAAGCUUAAUGCUAACCGAAUGGUUACUGGAACUCUUCGUGGGUUUGAUCAGUUCAUGAAUCUUGUUGUGGAUAACACUGUUGAGGUGAACGGUAACGACAAAACCGACAUCGGGAUGGUGGUGAUUAGAGGAAACAGCAUUGUCACUGUUGAAGCUCUUGAACCAGUGGGCAGAUCUUCUUAGCUCGUUAUAUUCAUUGGUUAUGAUCUUUUUGUACUAAGCACUAGCUAUGAGAAAUCUUGGUGGUAGAUUCGCAGUUACGAUGAAUUGAUUCUGUAAGAAGUCUACAUGAAUACUCUUUUCUUGUACUAAAAAGAUUGCAAUGAACCCCCACCGAUGAAUGUGAUGGCUUGUACUUUUCACUCUUGAUACAAUGCUCAAACCUCUAUUAGUCAUC
Messenger RNA from Arabidopsis thaliana (thale cress), 783 nucleotides. RefSeq names its product Putative small nuclear ribonucleoprotein G (gene SNRNP-G). Gene Ontology annotation, molecular function: RNA binding. The transcript has 3 exons. NCBI's taxonomy places the organism in Eukaryota, Viridiplantae, Streptophyta, Magnoliopsida, Brassicales, Brassicaceae. The record is from RefSeq and is marked reviewed. The coding region runs from base 405 to 569 and encodes 54 amino acids. Gene Ontology annotation, biological process: mRNA splicing, via spliceosome. Gene Ontology annotation, cellular component: nucleus; spliceosomal complex.